CACGCUCACACACACACACACCGCCUUCCACGCCCCCUCUGCUCAGGGCCCCGGAUGAUGGCACAACAGGGCCUGGGUGGGGGGUGGGGGGUGGGAACAGAGGCCACCGGGCGGUUGAUGAAGAGGAAGUUAGGGUGCUCUGUGGUUACACCACGUUCCAGGACUGGCCAGCGCAACCCCUGAAGCCACGGCCCCGCGCAGUCCUGGGGGGGCUACAGGCUCAGGGGUAACCCAGCCAAGAAGCACUCCCAACCAUCACCUCCCAGCCCUGGGAUCUGGAUUCCAAGCGCAGGCUCCGAGCCCAAGCCGUGUACCUGCGACCCUGUAGCAUCCACCUCGGCCGCCAAGAGCAGCGGUGCCCGCCGUGGGUCUGGCCCAGAGUUCUUCUUUGCCAUGGAAGACCAACAGAAGGGUGGUUUUCCGGAUGGGCUGGACGAGAGCACGGAGGACCUCAGCCUGGACUGGGAGGCCCUGCAGGGCAGUGUGUAUCUGCAAGAUCUGGGCGUGGAGCCCUCCUUCCGUGGCCAGCCUGGGGGCACCCGGGGCAGCAGCCUGCCAUGCCAAGAAGCCGCACACAGAGACUCGUUCUUGUCCAGUUCGGCGGGAGCCCAGAACCUGUCCAAGAGGCGCAGCUGGGAGAGGUCACGCAGCUGCUCUGAGAGCUGGCAGAGGCACAACUUUGAAGCCUCGGCUACGGGUACAGGGCCCUGCCUGCCCCGGACGCUGGCCAGCUGCACCCUGAACCUGUCCCAGGAGGAGCUGAAGACAUGGACCCAGGGCUGCCUGGCAGGUGGCAGGACCCCCACCGAGCAGUCACACAAAGAACGCGCCAGCCCCGAAAAAAGAGAGAGGUCCAGAUCCGUGCCGGAAUCCAGCGACAAAGAUAUCCGCUCCCUGGAUGUGGCUCCAGGCCUGGGAGAAGAUGCUAGACCUGUGCAAGGUCUGGAAGCGCCAAUGCUGGACUGUGUGGAGAAGGACCACGUAGAGCCGCAUCACGUGUUGAUGGUCCAGGAGGUCCUUCAUGAGCUUCGCCAGUACCAUGGGGCCCGGCAGGGGGUGCGCCUGUCUGCCAGUCCGGAAGGAGCCCACUCGAGCCUCACAUGGUUUGAGUUCCUGUCGGAGAGCGAGGAUAGCCCCAACAAGAACGAGAAGAAUGACAGGGGUACCAAAGUGAAACGCAGCCUGAGCUCACUGCGCAGCCGAGUCACCAGACAGAAGGAGAAGGGUAAGAGCAUGGUGCCACCAAAGGACAAAAGCCAGGACGGCAGCCGGGAGAGGCGCGAGUGUGUCAGCGGGCACCAAUUGGUGCCAGGGACCUUCCUGAGCCACUCGAGCUGCCCACUGUGCGGCAAGCCCUUCCUGGGCUCUGCCGCCUCGCUCAAAGACCGCCCUCGGGCCGGCCUCCUGUCCCAGGGCAGCCCGGGCCUGUCCAGGAAUGUCGGCAUGACGGUCGCGCAGAGAGGGGCUCCCCAGCCAACACCGGGCCCGGCCGGAGCAGCAGCAGCAGCAGCAGCAGCGGUGCGCCUCGGACCAGUCUCAGGAGAGAUGGACGAGGCUGACUCCGCCUUUGUCCGAUUCAAACAGGCAGCCGACGACUCUCUCUCGCUCACGUCCACCAAUGCCGAGUCCGUUUUCGUCGAAGACCCCUACACGGCCUCACUAAGGGGCGAAAUCGAGUUGGACACUCACGAGUUCGAGGCCGAGUCCUGGAGCCUCGCCGUGGAGCCAGCCUACGCCAAGAAGCAGAAGAGAGAGGUGGUGAAACGGCAGGACGUGGUAUACGAGCUAAUGCAGACAGAGGCACAUCACGUCCGCACGCUCAAGAUCAUGCUGAAAGUGUACUCCAGGGCCCUGCAGGAGGAGCUGCAGUUCAGCGCCAAGGCCACCGGCCGCCUCUUCCCGGUCGCCGAUGACCUGCUGCAUCUGCACGCCCACUUCCUGGCCCGCCUCAAGGAGCGCCGCCAUGAGGCGCUGGAGGAGGGCAGCGAGCGGAAUUACAUCGUCCAGAAGAUCGGGGACCUCCUCAUGCAGCAGUUUUCAGGUGAAAACGGGGAGAAGAUGAAAGAGAAAUACGGUGUGUUCUGCAGCGGCCACAACGACGCAGUCAGCCACUACAAGCUGCUGCUGCAGCAGAAUAAGAAAUUCCAGAACUUGAUCAAGAAAGUGGGCAGCUCACCCAUCGUGCGGCGGCUGGGUGUGCAAGAGUGCAUCUUGCUGGUGACACAGCGUCUCACCAAGUACCCGGUGCUGGUGGAGCGCAUCCUUCAGAACACGGAAGCCGGCACCGAGGACCACGAAGACUUGACCCAGGCCCUGAACAUCAUCAGAGACGUCAUCUCUCAAGUGGACGCCACCGUGAGCCAGCACGAGAAGGGCCAGCGGCUGCGCGAGAUCGCGGGCAGAAUGGAGCUCAAGUCCUCCGGCAAGUUCAAGAACGGGCUGGCCUUCCGCAAGGAGGACAUGUUGCAGCGACAGCUGCAGCUGGAGGGCAUGCUGUGCUGGAAGACGGCGUCUGGGCGGCUGAAAGACGUGCUCGCCGUUCUGCUGACUGACGUGUUGCUGUUGCUGCAAGAGAAGGACCAGAAGUACGUGUUCGCAUCAGUGGACUCCAAACCCCCGGUCAUCUCCUUACAAAAGCUCAUCGUGCGGGAAGUGGCCAACGAGGAAAAGGCCAUGUUUCUGAUCAGCGCCUCCCUGCAAGGGCCGGAAAUGUAUGAGAUUUACACCGGCUCCAAGGAAGACCGCAACGCCUGGAUGGCCCACAUCCGCCGGGCCGUGGAGAGCUGCCCCGAUGAGGAGGAGGGACCUUUCGGUGAGGCCGAGGAGGACAGGAAGGUGCUGGAGGCCCGUGCCAGCCGACUCCGGGACUUCCAAGUCCGGCUGAGCCAUCAGGACCAGCUGAUUGCCAGGAGCCUGGCCGAGAAGCAACACAUCUAUUUGGAGAUGGCCGAGAUGGCCGGCUUCGAAGACGCCACCCAUUUCGGGCUCCUGCUGCGUGGCGGGGACCCGUCCGAGACACUGCAGGGCGAACGGAUCCUGAGGUCGGCCAUGAGCGAGAUCGAGAUCCUCCAGAGCCUGGUCUGUGGACGCCUGGCCAGCACCAGCGGCCACCCGGACGAUGAAGGCGGCUCGGCUGGUCUGCCCUGGAGGACAGACAGCUCCGGGGGCCAGGAUAGCCCCAGUAGCCCCAGCAAGAAUGGCAGUUUCAAGAAGGGCAGCGACCCCCGGCCACAAGACUGGCAGGGCCCUGCCAACGUCCCCGACCCAAAGCCAGGCGACGGUGACGGCCUGGGCGGCUCCGAGGAUACCCCACAGGCGGUGGAAGCGCCGGACACAGAGUCUACUCCCAGACUGCCCAUGGUCCUGGAGUCAGAGCUCGUCCAGCGCAUCCAGACGCUGUCCCAGCUGCUGCUCAGCCUCCAGGCAGUCAUCGCCCAGCAGGACAGCUACGUGGAGGUGCAGCGGGCCUCGCUACAGGAGCGGGAGCAACAGAUGCGGAUACAGUCGACGCGCGGGAACCUGCUGCUGGAGCAGGAGCGGCAGCGUAACUUCGAGAAGCAGCGGGAGGAGCGGGCGGGCGUGGAGAAGCUGCAGCAGCAGCUGCGCCAGGAGCAGCAGCGCUGGGAACGGGAGCGGGAGCGUCAGCGGCAGGAGCUGGAGCACGCCGGCGCGCAGCUGCAGGAGCGGGAGCACCAGGCCCGCCAGCUGCGCGCACGCCUCGACCAGGAUCGCGCCGAGCUCGAGCGCCAGCGCCAGGCCUACCAGCACGACCUGGAGAGACUGCGCGAGGCCCAGCGCGCCGUGGAACGCGAGCGCGAGCGGGUGGAGCUGCAACGCCGCCUCAAGAAACAGAACACCAUGCCCGGGGCACUGUCGUCUCCGCCACCGCAGCCACCCGAAGCCGUGCUGGAGGGCCAGUCCCCCAUCCACAGCCCCAGCUUCAACGGAGAUGGGCUGGAGGCACCCACAGCGUUCCCCUCCAAAGCCCUGGCCCCCCGGGCGAGCCUGGUCAUGCUGGGCUCUGGGGCCGAAUAUACCACCGAGCGGCCCGAAGUGACACGCAGGGACAGCACCCCAGGCGAGGGCCGGCUAGCCAAAAACGACGUCCCCAUCCAGCUGCUGAGCGCCACCAAUCAGAUCCAGAGGCCCACGGCCGUGCAGCAGCAAAUUCCCACCAAGCUAGCGGCCUCCACCAAGGGCGCCAAGGACAAGGGCAAAGGCAAGGGCUCCCAGCGUUGGGAGAGCGCAGCCGCCUUCGACCUAAAGCAACAGCUACUGCUUAACAAGUUCACGGGCAAGGAGGAAAACGCCACGCGGAACCGCCGCUCGCUCAGUCCUGUCCUUCCCAGCAGCCUCGGCUCCGUGCCCCCCACAGACUCCAACUUCCCAGGCCCAAGCCCGACCCCGACUGAUGCACCCCCCGAGGGCUUCAUGCUGAAGGCCCCUGGCGCGCCCCCACCCCCCUCGCCACUGCUGCCCACCACGCCACUGCCCGCCACACCGCUCAGCGCCCACGAGGAAGCCAGCAAGGAAGAUGUCAUUUUCUUCUAGAAGGGCCACGGCACAAGGUGCGUGCCCCUCCCUGGCCUGCCCUCCCUCCGGGCUUCUGGGGACUUGCAAGAGGUGGGCGUGAGCCACCCAGCUGUCCCUCCCUCCUCUUCGUCCCGAGCACACCCCGGACAACCGACCACCCAGCCGGGUCAGCUGCCGGUGCUCGCGCUGGCGGCCUGGCCACUCUGUCUAGCUCGUG
Messenger RNA from Ochotona curzoniae (black-lipped pika), 4750 nucleotides. RefSeq names its product Rho/Rac guanine nucleotide exchange factor 18 (gene ARHGEF18). The record is from RefSeq and is a predicted model, not a curated record. Bases 394 to 4551 code for a protein of 1385 amino acids. Gene Ontology annotation, molecular function: guanyl-nucleotide exchange factor activity. NCBI's taxonomy places the organism in Eukaryota, Metazoa, Chordata, Mammalia, Lagomorpha, Ochotonidae. Gene Ontology annotation, biological process: small GTPase-mediated signal transduction. The transcript is spliced from 29 exons.